ACAGAUUGUCCCCCCUUCAGCAUAUGCUGUUAAAAAUGUCACUUUAUAUAGCAAAGAGGGAGAUUCUACUCUAUAUUGGUUCUUGUAAGAGGAUGCUAUUUAAUUUCGAGCGGUUGUUGGAAGUUGACAUUUGACCUGCCUGGUGAAAUGUUAAAUAACUAGUGAUGUACUUAUACAUUAUUAGCAUGAAUUUUUUGUCCGAUUUUAACAUUUUAUUAUUGUAUUAUUUUCCUCCACACGGAGCAAACAUGGAUUUGAGGCAUAGUAGUUCUAUAUGGAGCAAACAUGGGAGUGCUAGAGAAUAUAGGUCUUUGUGAAUAAUGCUGCCAUGUUAUGAUUAACUGCAGAAAUAGGAUUAAAAAUGUCUGCUCGUGGUACUGCCUUGACAAGUUUAGCGAUGCUGGGUUUGCUUUGCUAAAUGUAGGUAAAGUGUGGGCUAUGAAGUAUUGACAACAUUAGGGUUGGUAAGUUUGAGAAAUCGAUGAAAUAACGUCUGUAUCUAAUCCAUUUAGUAGUUCCCAAAUCAUCAUAGAAUCAUUUUUGAUAUGUUGGGGAAAUCCCCGUACACAAGCAGUAUACUAAAGACCUAGAAAUAUCAUUUAGAUAUUGAUGUCUUUUUCUCUUUGUGGAUGCUUCAUUAACCCUUUCUCUCUGUUUCGAUCUUAAUUUGUGAUCAUGAUUCAUGAAUAUUAUGCUUCUCUUAGUAAUUGAAACAUAUUUCUAUACAUCUUCUUGUAAGAUAAUAUUUCAUUGAUGUAGAAGGGGAGCAUCCCAUAUACAAUAGCAGUAGACCAACAGUCGUCAAUCUCAUACGAAUUCUCUACAUGAUUCUCAGACAAAAUAACCUUUUCUGCAUUUUCUUAUGCCAUCUCUUUCUUUUAAUGACAGAAACUUCUCUCUGUGCACGUAUUUUCUUAAGCACUGAGCUAACCGAGAACAUGACCCUUGAUAGGAGGGUGUGGAGGUUGAGAAUUAGGGUAGAAGGUUAGUAGGCAGUCGAGUGUUUCCCCUUGUCUUUCUUGUUUCAGUAUUAUUACCACAUAUCUUGUAUUGUAUUAUUUGUUAUCAGUGCUUCUUUCAUCUUGUAUUUUGCUAUCUUAGUCUCAGUUUUCUAAAUAUCUUGUACUGUUAUUACUUGCUAUCGGUGCUUCUUUCAUCUUUUCUUUAGCUGAGGGUCUAUCAGAAACAGCCUCUCUGCCCGUCCAGGGUAAGGGUAAGGCUACGUACAUCUCACCCUGCCCAAACCCCACUUGUGGGAAUACAUAGGGUCGUGGUCGUGGUCGUUGUUGUUGUUGUUGUUGUUGUUGUUGUUGUUGUUGUUGUUGUAUCAGUUGCUCAAAAGAUCCUUCUUCAUAUUGGUUACCAAUUGAAGGUGAACGAAGGCAUCUAAUUCCGAUUCCAAAACCAUGUCUGACUGCAUCUAUUGAACUCGAUUUCUCUGGGCUAAUUUUAUUUUAUAUAUUGCCGACCUAGAUAGCUUUGCAUUCUUUGUAUGUAGAUAGUUGUUUUGGCAAGCAAAAGUCAAUGAAUUGGUAUUCACGAUCUGUAGGUCGCUCUCAUGUGCAAUGAUCCUUUUUUUUCCCUUUACGAUCAAAUCUUUACAUCUGGUUUCAACUCAAAAGUGGGUGGCCUAUAAUUUGCCCUACAUUGAAUUGGCCUGGUAUAAACACCCUGGUAGGCAUUUGUGACUUGCAUUCUGGAGCCUAUUUUGCAUCCUGCAUUUCUGAAUGACCUGCUUGGAAUAGUUUUGAAAGGACCUCUAAAGUAGAAAGGAACUUCCGUUACAAAGUAGUGUUUGAAUCCAGUUGGUACCUUUUUCUCUUUGUCCAAAUAGCUUGCAGUGAGGCUUAAUCAGUUGAGCAACAUAUAACUUGGUGCUUGCCCCUAGGGCUUUGAUUAACGAACUGCUCCAGUUGGCCCUUAGGAAUUUUUUGGUUACAAAUAAAGAGAACACUUGAUGUUUGUGAAUUGUGACGAGGAUGCUGCAAUUAAGAUGCUCUUGAAGCAUUAAAAUUUUGCAUUAUCCUUGGUCUUAGGAAUGACGCUGUUGACAUGAUGUGCAUGAUAACAAUGAUUAGGCAACUGCUGCUCUUGCUUUGGUGUAAUUAGUUUGUGCUUCCGGAAUGCAGAGCAGAUCAAGUGAAAGAUUUGCCAGUGUGCAGGGCUGGAUUAUCCUACUGCUAGCUGUUACAGCCCAGGCCGUCUCCCAUCUCCGGGUUGUCAUUUAGGCCUACAUACAACAAUAAUUAUUAUUUGCCUCAACCCUGACUAUAUGAAUCCUCAUUGAUCCAUCAUUAACAUAUACUUUUCGCCUCUAAAUAGCCAGACUGGCCCCAAGACGACCACGACCGCGUUUCUCCGACCAGCACUAAUUUAACCUUUAAACAAUUAGACGUGCAGACCUCAUUUUUUGACUUGGCAUUCAUCUUUUUUAUUUUGAUCCUCCAUGACAUUCUCAUCCUCCUUUUUUUAAACAACUAUUACCUACUACUAUUAUUGUAUCUUGGUAAUCUGUGUAUCACUAACUUAUGAUCACGUUUUGCUCAUUACUCUGUCGACAACUAAUCCCACUGUUAGUAACAUGUUUAUGGUCAUCCACCUAAACCUAAAAAGUUAAUACUAUUAUUACUAAUUUUGUAUUUUAGUAAUAUCUGCGUCUACACUAAGUCAUGAUCCUAUAUCAAGACACUUUGUUCACAACUUUCUUGGGAACUAAAAUCAUAAGCCAACAAAGAGAAAUAUUUAGGGAAAGAUUUCUGCUAGAACAUGGAUGAAUCUGAGAAACUCUCCAACCAAGAGGAAAGCCAGAAUUUGGAAACCACCACCAACGAGGAGACUCCUGCUGAUGCUACUGCCGCCGGUGGCGAACAGAGUUCAGACUUGUUGAAACAAGAAUUGGACAGUCUAGAAAAAAUGGUGGUGGAAAAGCUGAAUUCUGAUGAAACCAAGGCUACCAUUGAAUCAGCAGUAGUUAACCCUGUGGUAUCAUUGGCGCAAGGCUUCACACAAUCUGCAAAGGGCUUGGUUAAUAAAGUAGAGGGCAAGAUUGAGACAUGGUCCUCUUUACUACACAAGAAGCAGACAAAUGGAACUGAGGAAACUGAUUCAUUGCCUACUUCAGAUGGACAUGUUGGAGAGUCAUCAGCAGCAGACACAGAGAAAUAUGUCAAAGUUCCAGAGCCAAAAAUCUAUCCGAAUAAUGGGGAUCAUGAGCAAACUCCUACAAGCACUGAGAAUCAGUCACUUGUUGGAGUGACCCCUCAGACUAAGACUUCAUGGAUGAACUGUUGUGGUUUACUUGAACUUCUUGUGAGAAAAUCAGAUCAAUAUUUAUCGGACAAAAAGUGUUGCUAAGCAGAUUGUGUUGGUUCGUGAUGGGGAGUGUGCAGAAUAUUGCAGAGUGAUCUUAGACUAGAAAAUUUAUGUUCUUUUUCAACUAAUGUAAUAAAGUUAUGAAAAUUAAUGUGCUUGUGAGAGGGCUUUGUUUCUUCAUUUUCUGUUUCACGUGUAUCUUCCUUAAAAUAUCGAUCCAAGAAUGACUAUUCUGAGUUUUGAGUA
Messenger RNA from Nicotiana tabacum (common tobacco), 3558 nucleotides. RefSeq lists its product as uncharacterized. The record is from RefSeq and is a predicted model, not a curated record. Lineage: Eukaryota; Viridiplantae; Streptophyta; Magnoliopsida; Solanales; Solanaceae.